Molecule: messenger RNA, 819 nt
Organism: Puccinia graminis f. sp. tritici CRL 75-36-700-3
Lineage: Eukaryota; Fungi; Basidiomycota; Pucciniomycetes; Pucciniales; Pucciniaceae
Product: NADH dehydrogenase (ubiquinone) 1 beta subcomplex 7
Exons: 5
Coding region: 107-349 (80 amino acids)
Cellular component (GO): mitochondrion
Source: RefSeq, a predicted model, not a curated record
GUGGCAGUCCCUAAUUCGACCUCCUACUUACAUAUUCAGCAACAUCCAACAACAUCCAACACAACGCAACCACCCUCAACAAGCUCAGCUUAAAUCGAACAUCGAGAUGUCAGACAUUGGAUUCGCUUCCCAGGAAGAUAUGAAGAAGGCGCGCCUUCCACUCGGAUAUCGGGAUUCGUGUGCAAAUUUCUUGAUCACCCUUAACAAAUGUAGACAUAAGGGUAACUUCAUGCCUUGGAAAUGUGGAGAUGAACGACAUGCAUACGAGCAUUGUCAAUACAAAGAUUAUACGAAACGAAUGAAACAGAUGCAACAACAAGUCCAAGCUUCUAAAGAUGAAGCAUCCUGAAAGAAGACAAAAAAAGUGAUUUAACUCCCUGUAUUCAUCUCUCAAAUUAAGCCCUCAAUUCACCCUAUUGUCCUUUUUUCUUUCCUUCUUUUUUGAAACAUAAAUCAAGACAUAAAUUGUUGUCUAACAUUUCUGGUGGAAGUGAUCGCCAUCAUCGAAGCGUUGAGACUACAAUAUAGGCCGAAUCCUUGUUGAUAUAGAUCUUCAAAACCUUUUUUUUCUUGGAUCAUUUUUUCUUUUUCGUAUCCGGCAGUCUCAAAUAUCAUUGAUGUGAUCUAUCAGCUAGCCAUGGCCAUACAAGCUGUGAAUGUAGUCGAAACCCACGGAUGGAUCAGGAAGAAUUUUGCACAUCUAUUGAACAAUGAUCAAGCCGAAUAUGUACUGAGAUAAUCAAGUGUAACACAACAUCUUGAUAAGUGUUGAAGCAAACACAUCACUUACAACAAUGCCUAAGAUGAAAUGGCAUGGUG